Iphiclides podalirius (scarce swallowtail) is the source of this 1080-nucleotide messenger RNA. NCBI's taxonomy places the organism in Eukaryota, Metazoa, Arthropoda, Insecta, Lepidoptera, Papilionidae. The record is from the annotation of a GenBank genome assembly.
AUGAUGGCAAAUACGCUCGACACCGUAAACGCGAAUCAACCUACGCAAAAUGGUAGUAAACUGCAGCCUUGCAACAAUGAGUCCAAGACUAAUCUCAUCGUGAACUACUUACCUCAGACCAUGACCCAAGAAGAGAUUAGAUCGUUAUUCUCCAGUGUUGGUGAAGUGGAAAGUUGCAAAUUGAUUCGCGACAAAGUCACCGUAUUUCCCGAUCACAUCCUCAACGGGCAGAGUUUAGGCUACGCGUUUGUCAAUUACCAUAAAGCGGAAGACGCAGAAAAAGCUGUUAACACAUUAAAUGGCCUCCGAUUACAGAAUAAGAUAAUAAAAGUGUCUUAUGCCCGUCCGAGUUCUGACGCAAUCAAAGGCGCCAACCUGUACGUUUCGGGUCUGCCUAAACACAUGACACAGCAAGACUUGGAGAAGCUGUUCUGCCCGUAUGGAACAAUCAUCAGCUCCCGCAUCCUCCAUGAGAAUGUCUGUGUCGGUCAUCUCCUCCAAGGCGGCAUGGAUGACCAAUCAAUGCAGGGGCCUUCAAGAGGCGUUGCGUUUAUCCGUUACGAUCAAAGGUGUGAGGCAGAAGCAGCUAUACGGGAAUUGAAUGGCACUAUCCCACCAGGAGGCAAUGCUCCCAUGACUGUUAAAUGUGCAAACAACCCAAGCAACCAGAACAAGGCGCUGGCGCCAUUAGCUGCAUACCUGGCUCCAACGUCUACACGCAGAUUUGUCGGCCCAGCUGGUAAAGCUUUACUAGCAAUCAAUAAAGGUCUGCAGAGAUUUUCGCCCCUGGCAGAUCCUAUUAUACAAGGUAACGCUCUUGGCGGUUCAGGUUGGUGCAUUUUCGUCUAUAAUAUUGGGGCUGAUACAGAAGAGAGCACUCUUUGGCAGCUCUUCGGCCCAUUUGGUGCCGUCCAGUGUGUAAAAAUUAUAAGAGAUCCUACUACUAACAAGUGCAAGGGUUAUGGCUUUGUCACUAUGACUAAUUACGAUGAGGCUGUUGUUGCAAUUCAAUCUCUGAAUGGAUACUCGCUUAACGGUCAGGUGCUGCAGGUCAGCUUCAAAACGAACAAGAGUAAAUCC